Messenger RNA from Doryrhamphus excisus (bluestripe pipefish), 2727 nucleotides. The record is from RefSeq and is a predicted model, not a curated record. Lineage: Eukaryota; Metazoa; Chordata; Actinopteri; Syngnathiformes; Syngnathidae.
GAGGACAGUAACGGAGCAUCCUGACGUCUUCUCGACACAUCUUGGUCAUUGUGCGUCUUCGUCCACGUUCAAAUGUCGCCGGGAUCGUGCAAAGAAGACAUUUAAUCAUUUUCAUUCCCCAUCUUUUAAAUUUGUGUCCAGCUUUUUGAUAUUCUUUUACGUGUGAUCCCGAUGGCCGACACCGUCCUCAGCAUCAGGACCAGCACAGGAGGGCCGGAGAGGCAGGAACGAGCUGGACUCGAACAACACACCUAGCAGGAUGGGGAGCUUUGAGGUUGUGUGUGCAUGAGUGUGUGCAGGGUCAUCUACACCUCCACCCUACGCCUGUAUGAUAUAUAGAAGUCCCCACAUACGACCACGUUGCCUUCACUGACCUUUGGCCUUGCUCAAACGCGCCAGCCAAAGUUCACAUCUCCUCAUCAAGCUAAUGUAUUAAAAUGUCCGCUGCCAGACCCCACCACAACGUACCACGGGGGCAGCGAGCGUUGUGAUGAGAGGUUGACCACACCGCAGCCGUAGACGUGCACCAAUAAGACUUUGUUGAUUGAACGAGGCGUGAAAUGAAGAUUGCCAAGUUGGCGAGGAGCAACACAACUUGCCUCGGUGGACUGUGACCAGGAGGACAUCUUCUGUGGACGUGAACAAGACAAACACAAGAUGUCUCAGCUCCAUGCAGGCCUCAGCUCUGAGACCACAGAGAAGGCUCGCUUGGAACUGAACGAGAACCCGGACACGCUGCACCAGGACAUCCAGCAGGUGCGGGACAUGAUCGUGACUCGGCCUGACAUCGGCUUCCUGCGAACGGACGACGACUUCAUCCUGCGCUUUCUGAGAGCCAGGAAGUUUGACCAGGUGGAGACGUUCCGGCUGCUGGCACAGUAUUUCCAGUUCCGACAGCAGAACCUCGACAUGUUCCAGAGUUUCAAGGUGGACGACCCGGGCAUCAAGCGAGCAUUGAUGGACGGAUUCCCAGGCGUGCUGGAGACUCCGGACCAACAUGGCCGAAAGAUUCUCAUCCUGUUUGCUUCCAACUGGGACCAGAGCAGGAACUCUUUCACGGACAUUCUGCGAGCCAUCCUUCUCUCCUUGGAGGUCCUGAUCGAGAAGCCAGAGCUUCAGAUCAACGGCUUCAUCCUCAUCAUUGACUGGAGCAAUUUCUCCUUUAAGCAAGCCUCCAAGCUUACGCCCAAUAUCCUCAAACUAGCCAUCGAGGGCUUGCAGGACAGCUUUCCUGCACGCUUUGGAGGAAUCCAUUUUGUCAACCAGCCGUGGUACAUCCACGCCAUGUACACCAUCAUCAAGCCCUUCCUCAAAGACAAGACCAGGAAGCGGAUCUUUCUCCACGGCAACAACCUCAACUCCCUCCACCAGCUCAUCCAGCCCGAGUGCUUGCCGUCCGAGUUCGGUGGGACGCUGCCGCCCUACGACAUGGGCAUCUGGGCCCGGACGCUGCUGGGACCGGACUACAUGGAUGAGACCGAGUACACGCUGACAUACGACGCACUGCACGUCAGGGAGAACUGUGGAGGAGGCGGGGACAAGGAGGCCAUGAAGAGGUCUCAGUCGGUGAUCAAUCCCGCAACUCUGCGACAGACGGACCGAGAGACCAGCACUCCACUUCUGGCCCUGGACUGAACACACACACACACACACACAUGCACAAUUGCUGUGUCAUCCCAUACACCUGAACUUUUGGACUUCCUGUCUCUGAGCCCACUGCACGACAGCAGUUAGCACUCUUGAUUGUUUAUUUGUGCGUCCACACACACACACACACACACACCGAGUUAGCUUCCGAGGAGGAAUGUAAACGCUACUUUAUGAUUAUCAUGACUUUUAAAUUGUGUCUGCGAGAAGGACCGGAAUGUUUUUUUGUUUCGCUAAAAAGGUCACCACAUUGUGAGUUGCCACGCAGCGUGAAUCGUUGCAUCAACAAGAAUCAUUAUUAGACGUUAAUCAUGUUUGGAGGAAUCAGAAACUACAUGACAAGACUGGUGUUGUUGUUAGAAUGUUAGAAUGCCUGGUUUUGCAAACGAGCAUCCAAAACCAAAAACACCGUAAAACAAAUGCAACAAUCACAUCAGACUUGGCUACCAUCCGGUAGGCCUGGCUAACUUCCGUUUUGGUUCUUCAACUUGCAGCGUUUCCCUCAUGGAAGUGUUUUUGGAUCAGUGUUUGUCCAGUCUGCCCAUUAGUGGGAUUAAUGCCAGGUUGAAGAUUUAUGCUGCCACCUAGAGGACAGAAAAAAGAUUGCAAUGUUAAUGUGAAGCGCCAUGCAAUCAAACAUAUUUCUUGUUGAUGAAAUCUGUCUACCCGAUUGUUGCUUCUUUACUGCCAAGAUAUGAAAGAGUACACUUUUAAGUAUCAAACGGCUUUUAGAAUGCCGGAAAUGUCACUUUGGUAGAAUACUGUUACUUUUUUCUUGGAUCCAACACCAUCAAAGCCACAGUGCUGCUGCCACUUGCAUGACAAUUAGGAAAGUUCUACCAGAGUGCCACAUUUCAUGAAUAUGUAUUGUGCUGAAAAUGCCAAAACAUCACAAAAGAGAAAGAUUGUUUUUAUUGAAUUUAAGCUAUUUAAAAAAAAAGAUUGUAUAGUUCAUGUAUUAGCGCACUGCAAGAAAAGGUGCAUUUAAAUGCUGUUUGUUCUCAUUUUCUUUGCAGUGCGACUCCACAUCAGGGCUACACACAUCUCUAAUGUAUUUACUGCAGAAUGUAAAGUAAACAU